Messenger RNA from Mizuhopecten yessoensis (Yesso scallop), 2754 nucleotides. Its product is annotated as cytoplasmic dynein 1 intermediate chain 2-like. Gene Ontology annotation, cellular component: cytoplasmic dynein complex. Gene Ontology annotation, molecular function: dynein light chain binding; dynein heavy chain binding. Bases 103 to 2073 code for a protein of 656 amino acids. The record is from RefSeq and is a predicted model, not a curated record. The transcript has 19 exons. Gene Ontology annotation, biological process: transport along microtubule. NCBI's taxonomy places the organism in Eukaryota, Metazoa, Mollusca, Bivalvia, Pectinida, Pectinidae.
GAUAAUCGAAAAAAGAUUAAGUCACUUCCGGAAACUUGUCUGCAGUAUCUUUUCAGCAUAAAUUAUUGAAUAUUUUAUUGAUUAACCGCUUGCAGCCCGAAAAUGUCGGACAGAAAAGCAGAGCUCGAGCGCAAAAAAGCAAAGCUCGAACAGAUGCGUAAGGAAAGACAAGAGAAAGAUAGGAUUAAAAAGCUUAAAGAGGUACCAGAUGAAAAUGUACAGAAGAAAGCUCCAACAGGAGAUAUUCACAAAGAAACUGAAGACCUGCUGAGAGAUCUUGGAAUUCCCCCUGCUGGUGCUACCCCUGCUACUGUGCCCAGUGAAGCAGCAAAGACAAAUUCUGGACAGAAAGACCAGGAAUCAACACCUCCACAGCCUCCACAGACAUUAUCCAUGAGACCCAAAAUGAGAUUGAGUGUAGCCAAAGUUUCAGAAACUAGCAUCCCCCCUCGUGAGAAUGUCAUGUACAACAAAGAAACUCAGACCACCAUCGUGGAACCCCUAGAUAAGGAAGGACACAAGCAUGGUGUGAGAGGUCCGUGGGAUUAUUACGAUGAUAUUUCAGACGCAGGUAGCAGUCCAAAGCGUGGCCAAGGGCCAGGUAGUAGGGUUCUUGUAUAUGACGACCCUGUCGGUCGUACAGAUGAUGAUGCUGACUCGGUUGAUGUGCCGGAGCACUCACCAAGCCACAAGAUGCCACAUGUUGAAAUGGUGCCACCCUCCAAAACUCUAGAGGAUGAAAAGAAGGAGGAAAAACCAUUGCCGGAGUUAAGUGAAGAGGAGAAAAAACAAGCGAUUAUGUCAGAAGAUUUUCAAACAUUUUUCGAUCACACAUCACGCCUCAUUGAGCGUGCCCUGUGUGAAAGUGUUGACAUCUUCACGGACUACACUGGAGGAGAUGGGGAGGGCAAGGAUGAUGAUUUGGCUGGAGAGCGACUGAAGUUAAACCGGGAAUUCUAUGAUGAGAGAUGGUCCAAGCAUAGAACAAUCACCAGCUUGGACUGGUCGAAACAGCACCCAGAGUUACUUGUUGCCUCAUACAAUACGAACGAGGAUGCACCCCAUGACCCCGACGGAGUAGCACUUGUGUGGAAUAUCAAGUUCAAAAAACAGACACCAGAAUAUGUAUUUCACUGCCAGUCAGCGGUGAUGUCAAGCUGUUUCGCGGAAUUCCACCCUAACCUGGUGGUGGGCGGUACCUACUCGGGACAGAUUGUAUUAUGGGACAACCGAGUGAACAAGAGGACCCCUGUACAGAGAACUCCUCUGUCUGCUGCCGCUCAUACACAUCCGGUUUACUGUGUAAAUGUAGUGGGAACCCAGAACGCCCACAACCUUAUCAGUGUGUCUACCGACGGCAAGAUGUGUUCCUGGAGUCUGGACAUGUUGUCACAACCACAGGACAGCAUGGAACUCCAGCACAAGCAGAGUAAAGCGGUCGCUGUGACCUCAUUUUCUUUCCUUGCCAAUGACGUCAACAACUUUGUAGUGGGAAGUGAGGACUGUACUGUGUACACAGCCUGUCGGCAUGGAAGUAAGGCCGGUAUCAGCGAGGCAUUUGAGGGCCACCAGGGUCCAAUUACAGGUAUUAACUGUCACUCAGUGCCUGGGCAGAUAGACUUCUCACCCUACUUCCUCACGUCCUCCUUUGAUUGGACUAUUAAACUGUGGAGUAUAAAGGACUCCAAGUUUAUCCAUUCAUUUGAGGACAACAGUGACUAUGUGUAUGAUGUACAAUGGUCACCUGUCCAUCCCGCACUGUUCGCCAGUGUGGACGGUAUGGGACGUCUGGACUUGUGGCAUCUCAAUAAUGAUACUGAGGUACCCACAGCCUCCGUUGUCAUGGAGAAUAACGUGGCAUUGAAUCGUUGUCGGUGGCACCAGACAGGUGCCCAUAUAGCCACCGGUGAUGACCUGGGACAUAUAUAUAUAUAUGAUGUGGCAGAGACCAUUGCGACACCAAAACAUGAUGAAUGGUCACGAUUUGCACACUCGCUACACGAACUAAAACAACACGCUGCUGAGAGAGAGGAGGAGUCUUCCCUAGCAACCAUGACAUCACCUUUACGAUGAUUGAUCCAUCUGCUUACAGUCUUUGAACUUUGACCCUAACCCUCUGUGUGUCAUGUGACCUGAAGGACAGAGUAUUCUUUAGCUUGUUUGGUUGUUGGUGCUUAAAUUUACAAAACAAGUUUAAUGGGAGUAGGAACUGUCCACAUUGCUUACACUGAAGAAUGGUGAAAAACUUAAUUUGCUUUGAAGAAAAUGUGGACUCAACUCAUUUCCACAUUUGCAAGAACAAAGAAGGAAACAUUCAGAUAUAGGUAUUGUUUUGGGACAAACAGUAGUAAAACCUGGUCAGAGGAAUAAAUAUUUAUACUGAAUAUGUAUAUAUUAAUAAAAUCCAUGAAAGUGCAAUGCUUAUAUAAUUACACGAGAUUUGGUCAGGAUACCUUAUAUGGGGUUGUUUUUUCUUCUCUACAUUUAACGAGAUUGUCAGAAGGCUUUUCAUAAAUGAUGUGCAUGUCUGGCUUGAUCAGAAUAGGAAGGGUGAGUGUGGGUGAAUGAUUGGUCAGAACCCCAAGUGGAAGGGAUGAUUGAACAAUGAGUAGUAGAGCAUGUAUCUGGACGGGACUUAUGUAAGUGUAAGUUCAGAGUGGAAGUGAUGGUUGUAUCAGAUAACCUAAAUGUAACGGAGUAGUAUUAUCUUCAGGUGUCUAUUCAGAAUAAUAACAAAGACACUUAUGGAGGGGG